Molecule: messenger RNA, 1236 nt
Organism: Eutrema salsugineum
Lineage: Eukaryota; Viridiplantae; Streptophyta; Magnoliopsida; Brassicales; Brassicaceae
Exons: 5
Coding region: 71-1126 (351 amino acids)
Source: RefSeq, a predicted model, not a curated record
AGCCAACGCAUAUCACGCAGCCACACAGCGGAGAGAGAAAAGAGAGGGGAGAGCUCGAGACGCUAAUUUAAUGGCGGCCACAUCAGCUCGAGCCUUCAUGCUCUUUCGUGUAACGGACGUGUCACGGAAGAAGCUAAUCCUUCACCAACCGCCACCGUCUUCUCCUCGCCGGUUACCGCGAGCUCCGAACCGUGCGGUGUCUUCUGCUGUAAUUAGCUGUCUCAGCGGAGGCGGAGUUUCCUCCGACGAUUCAUACGUAUCUACUCGUCGCUCGAAGCUGGACCGAGGUUUCGCUGUGAUCGCGAAUUUGGUGAAUCGGAUCCAGCCUCUUGAUACCUCCGUCAUCUCCAAAAGCUUAUCCGAUUCGGCCAAGGAUUCGAUGAAGCAGACGAUAUCGUCUAUGCUCGGACUCCUUCCUUCAGAUCAGUUCUCCGUCUCCGUCACCAUCUCCGAGCAGCCUUUGUAUCGCCUCCUUAUUUCUUCCAUCAUCACCGGGUAUACGUUGUGGAAUGCAGAGUAUCGUGUAUCACUGACGAGGAACUUCGAUAUACCGAUUGAUCCUAGAAAGGAGGAGGAUCAAUCUUCGGAAGAUAAUGUCAGAUUUGGAUCAGAGAAGGGAGUGAGUGAGGGUUUAGGGAAUUGUGUUGAGGAGUUAGAGAGUAUGAGUCCUCAGGUGUUCGGAGACUUAUCACCGGAAGCGUUGAGUUAUAUUCAGCAUUUGCAGUCUGAGUUAUCUAGCAUGAAAGAGGAGCUAGAUUCACAAAAGAAGAAAGCUUUACAGAUAGAAUGUGAGAAAGGAAACAAGAACGAUUUGUUGGAGUAUUUGCGUUCCCUAGAUCCUGAAAUGGUGACGGAGUUAUCUCAACUAUCUUCACCAGAAGUGGAAGAAAUCGUGAGCCAACUUGUCCAAAACGUUAUACAGAGGAUCUUCGAAGACCAGACUACUUCAGCGUUCAUGCAAGACUCUGUCAUAAGGGUUACAGAAGGUGGUGAUGGAACUGGGAGAAAAGUAGACGCUUCCAGGGAUUAUCUUGCAAAGCUCCUUUUCUGGUGCAUGCUAUUGGGACAUCAUUUAAGAGGUUUGGAGAAUAGAUUACAUCUCAGCUGUGUUGUUGGGUUACUGUAAAAUCAAAGAAUCAGAAAAGGAGACAAAACAAAAAUCACCAAUGUAUAUUCUUCUCCUCUUCCCUCCCAUUUUGAUUUCUUUAAUCUAAGUGUUAAGUUGUAAUCAGUCAA